UAAACCAAAAAAUGAUGCGAUACGCCCGGUUUCUGCCUACACUAGCCCGCCACCGUCAAUAUACAACAAGUAUCUCCCAGCCAGUUGCAGUGCGAAUCGUAGAAGUGGGCCCUAGGGAUGGACUUCAAAACGAACCCAUGAUUCUGCCAGCUGAGGUUAAGAUCGACCUGAUAAAUCAACUGUCCGAAACCGGACUGCGCACCAUCGAAGCGACCAGCUUUGUUAGCGCAAAAUGGGUUCCCCAGAUGGGUGACAAUGCGGAGGUUCUGAAAGGCAUUAACAAACUGCCUGGUAUUUCAUAUCCGGUGCUAACACCGAAUUUGAAAGGAUUCGAAGCGGCGAUAAAAGCAGGCGCCGAGGAAGUGGCGGUGUUUGGAGCGGCUUCGGAAAGUUUCUCCCGUAAAAAUGUAAACUGUUCGGUAGACGAAAGUAUAGCUCGAUUCCAGGAUGUGAUGGAUGCGGCUAAAAAAGCAAACGUAAAAGUUCGCGGCUAUGUUUCAACGGUAGUCGGAUGUCCAUAUGAGGGUAAAAUCAAACCAUCAGCCGUGGUGCGUGUCGUUGAUAAAUUGCUUGAAAUGGGAUGCUACGAAAUUUCGCUUGGUGAUACCAUCGGCGUUGGCACGCCGGGAACAUUCUCGCAAAUGUUGCGCGAGGUUACGAAGAUCGCACCAACCAACAUGCUGGCUGUGCAUUGUCACGACACCUACGGGCAGGCACUUCCCAACAUUCUAACGUCGCUCGAUUUCGGAAUCAGUGUCGUCGAUGCGUCCGUUUCUGGGCUUGGCGGUUGUCCGUACGCCCGAGGUGCCUCUGGAAAUGCGGCAACGGAGGAUGUGGUGUACAUGCUGCAUGGUCUGGGGAUAGAAACGGGUAUCGAUUUGCCGCGACUUGUGAGCGUAGGGAAAUUCAUUUGCAAUAAGCUGGAGCGCCAGUCCGAAUCUAAAGUAAACCGCGCGAUGAGGAAAACUAACCCUAAUGUUUGUUAGCGUCGUACAGCGGCGAUCACCUCGAAGGUUGGUCUGGAGAAACAGUGCAUUUAUUAUUGUUAAAAUUUGAGGCAAAGCCAUAUCCAUCGAAUGGAGCACUACUCAUAUGUGUUUAAAUCAUGUAUUUCAGACAAUGUUGCAUUUUCUUUUAUUAUUCGCAGUAAAGCCAGGUUUUUUA
Anopheles nili is the source of this 1164-nucleotide messenger RNA. Its product is annotated as hydroxymethylglutaryl-CoA lyase, mitochondrial. Lineage: Eukaryota; Metazoa; Arthropoda; Insecta; Diptera; Culicidae. Gene Ontology annotation, biological process: ketone body biosynthetic process; L-leucine catabolic process. Gene Ontology annotation, molecular function: hydroxymethylglutaryl-CoA lyase activity. The transcript has 4 exons. The record is from RefSeq and is a predicted model, not a curated record. Bases 12 to 986 code for a protein of 324 amino acids.